CGCGCAGCUGUCAUGGCCGCUGCUUCAGCUCCCGGCCGCUAGGAGGAACAGGGAGGGUUCCUUGUGUUUGGUCGGAGAGUGUGGAGAAGGAAGAGAUACACAUCCCAACACAAGAAGACUGGUCCGAACCGAAGCCACGACUGGCAGAAGAGGAGCCGUUUUAGUUUGACUUUUAUUUUGACUUUCUUUUCAUGGGGACGAGAAAUGACAUCUUCGACGGGCGAAAGGAGGGCGUUUGCUCAUAAAAUCAACCGGACGAUUGCUGCAGAUAUCCGAAAACAAGUGACAAGAGACUAUGGCUCACCUCAGCUCAACAAGAAACGAGGAGGUGCACACCACCCCUUGCCCCUGACGGAGGUGGUUGACCCUGUGGACUUCGAGGAGUAUUUGAGCAGUCACCCUCCUGGGGUGGAGCUCGGCCCCCUCAGACAGCUUGUGGAGUUCCCCCAGGAUGACCUUGAGCUCCUCCAGCAGGAGAAAGAGUGCACUACGUUGGAGCCCCCUCUGCCUGAGGAGGACUCCCUGGAUCCCAGAGUGAGAGAUGCCUUGGCAGUCUACACAGAUGACUGGCUUGUCAUUCAGAGAAAAUAUCAGCACUACAGCACCACGUACACACCUCAAAACUCUGAGCGACAGAGAGAGAGGCAGCGAGGGCUGGUCAAACAGACCUUUGAACUGGAUGAGGCUGCUGCUUCUGAGCGUCAGGAUGACCAGGAUGACUCAAAGAGGCGGUCAGUUAGCCUGGAUGAGACUCCUCGGGGGAGCUGGGCCUCCAGCAUCUUUGAUCUGAAGAACUCCUCCCCAGAUGUGCUGCUCCCGUCUGUGCUGGAGCGAACAGCAGCAGAGGACAUGGACCGUCUCAACACUGAGGCACGCUCACAGGGACGCCACGGUGACCUGCUCGGCUUGUUUCCUCCCCCUGACGAGGAUGAAGCAGUAGAGAGAUGCGCUGUGCCUGAAGUGCCCAAAGAACAUUGCGGUCAGAGGAUUAUGGUCAAGUGUCUGUUUUUGAAGUUUGAAAUAGAAAUUGAGCCAAUAUUUGGAUCACUUGCUCUUUAUGACAUCAGGGAAAAGAAAAAGAUCUCUGAGAAUUUUUACUUUGACCUGAACUCAGACCAGAUGAAGGGAUUGCUGAAACCUCAUACACCUCACAUAGCUAUAUCCACACUGGCUCGCUCGGCUAUCUUUUCUAUCACAUACCCUUCUCCUGAUAUAUUCUUGGUCAUUAAGCUUGAAAAAGUCCUUCAGCAAGGAGAUAUUGGUGAAUGCUGUGAACCCUACAUGGUGAUGAAAGAAUCUGAUUCCUCUAAGCAUAAGGAAAAGCUGGAGAAGCUGCGUCUUCAGGCAGAACAGUCUUGUACUCGUCUUGGUCGUUUUCGCAUGCCUUUUGCUUGGACAGCCAUCCAUCUCCUAAACAUCGUCAGCAGCGCGGGAAGUCUCGAUCGGUCAGACCCAGACUCCGAUUCUGAACGAAAGGGUCUUGGAACCUGGAAUGAGAGAAAGAAGAAGGGGUUUGAGAGGAUAAGUGUCGGGGAUGAGAUGUGUAACUUUGCUACUUUCCGCCCAGCAACACUUACUGUCACCAACUUUUUCAAACAGGAGGGUGAUAGGCUGAGUGACGACGACCUCUACAAGUUUUUGGCAGAUAUGCGCAGGCCGUCCUCUGUCCUGCGACGACUGAGACCUGUCACUGCUCAGCUGAAGAUCGACAUAUCUCCAGCUCCAGACUUGCCGCAUUAUUGUCUGUCACCGGAACUGCUGCACGUGAAGCCUUAUCCAGACCUGCGUGUUCGGCCCACCAAAGAGGUGCUGGAGUUCCCCGCUCGCAAUGUAUACACACCGUACAUCACCUAUAGGAACCUUCUCUAUGUUUACCCACAAAGUCUGAACUUCAGCAGUCGUCCAGGGUCAGCGAGAAACAUCGCUGUGAAAGUUCAGUUUAUGGCUGGAGAAGACCCCAGCCAAGCUUUACCGGUUUUCUUUGGCAAAUCCAGCUGUGCUGAAUUUAUGAAAGAGGCGUACACUCCCAUCAUCUACCACAACAAGUCCCCUGAGUUCUAUGAGGAGAUGAAGAUGAAGAUUCCUGCCAAUCUCACAGACAACCAUCAUCUUCUGUUCACCUUCUACCACAUCAGCUGCCAGCCCAAACAGAACACUCCUCUGGAGACCCCCGUGGGCUACACUUGGAUACCGUUGAUGCAACACGGCCGACUACGCACCGGCUCCUUCAGUCUUCCCGUGUCUGUGGAAAAGCCUCCGCCUAGCUACUCUGUGCUCACUCCUGACGUUCAGCUUCCAGGCAUGAAGUGGGUGGAUAAUCACAAAGGAGUGUUCAAUGUCGAGGUGAUGGCAACCUCCUCUGUUCACACUCAGGAUCCCCACCUGGAUAAGUUUUUUACUCUGGUCUACGUUCUUGAGGAGUACUCCUUCCCUUUCCGCCUUAAGGAUGUAAUUAUAACUGAGGCCAACAUGGAGGCGGAGCUUAAGGCCAGCAUGGCAGCUCUGAGAGGUGCUCAGCUGGAUACCUGCGUCAGGUUCUUACAUCAGCUGCUCAACAAACUCAUCCAGCUCAUCGUGUACCCUCCAGUCAUUGCAGGCCAAAUUGUGAAUCUGGGCCGAGCCGCUUUUGAAGCCAUGGCUCUGCUGGUCAACCAGAUCCAUAAAAACCUGGAAGGAAACCAAGAUCAGCAUGGCCGCAACAACCUGCUGGCAUCUUAUGUUCAUUACGUCUUCCGUCUGCCCACUGCUGAACCGGCAUUGCCCUCAACAGCAGGCCUCCAGGCCUAUGAGAUGCCUAUGCAGUAUGCUACCUUGUCCAGGGUAACAGCCCGCCCAAGCAGUCUUCAGCUGUCACGUUCAAAAAGUAUUAGCAAUUCCAAUCCUGACCUGGCUAGCACACCAGUUUCCCCGGACGAAGAAGUCCAAAGGAUCAUAGGAAGCAAAGGUAUUGACCGUUCCCACUCCUGGGUAAACUCUGCUUAUGCCCCUGGGGGGUCCAGAUCUGUGCUACGCCGGAACCCCAACUCCAGCUGUGAGCUCAAGCAGGCAAGCGACCAGAGCAGCAAUCGCAUGUCUGCCUUUUUGGACAGCGUGGCCUUGUUAACUGUUCCCACAAGGCAGAUUAUAAAGAAGUUGCUCCACGAGGAGCUGGCAUUACAGUGGGUGGUCAGUACCAGCACCGUGAGGGAAGCAGCUCUGCAGCAGGCCUGGUUUUUCUUCCAGCUAAUGACUAAAAGCAUGGCUCAUCACUUAUUCCUGACCUCCAAACUGGACGUCCCCAGGCGUCAGCGUUUCCCAGAUCGCUUUGUUGAUGACAUUGCUGCACUUGUGUGUGCCAUCAGUGCAGACAUCGCCAGUCGAUACCACAAGGAUGUGGAGCUUGUGGAGAGGUUAAAUAGCAGUCUGGCCUUCUUCCUGAAUGAUUUGCUGUCUCUCAUGGACCGGGGCUUUGUCUUCAACCUCAUUCGCACCUACUACAAACAGAUUGCUAACAAGCUCCAUACAGCACAGAAUCCCAGCUCUCUGAAUGCCCUGAGGAUGGACUUUAUUCGUAUUGUCUGCAGCCAUGAGCAUUACGUUAUCCUCAACUUACCCUGCUCUACUCUGAGCCCUCCAGCGUCCCCCUCCCCAUCCACCUCGUCCACAACGUCACAGAGUUCAGCAUUUUCAAGUAUGGUGCAAGACCAGGGUGUGGCCACCAUGUUUGAACUCUCCGUCCCGUUUCGCCAGCAGCACUUCCUGUCUGGCCUGCUGCUCAGUGAGCUCUCUCUCAUUCUUGACCCUGAAGGCGAAGGGGUUUUCUUCCUCCAUAAAAAGGCUAUCAGUGCUGUUCACUCCCUGCUGUGCAGCCAUGAUGCAGACCCUCGCUACAAGGACUCUCAGGUCAGAGCCCACCUUGCUAAGCUCUACCUGCCGCUCGUCCCCAUCGUCAUGGAGACACUGCAUCAGCUCCACGACUUCUGUGACUCUUCCGCUCGUGUCCGCCUUGCUUCUACCAUCGCUGAAGAUAUUGACCCAGACAGUGGCAACAUUAUUAGUCAGUCUGUUGCUAUGGCAAUUGCCGGCUCUCCUUUGCCGCAUGCCAAAGCAAACCCAUUUGCACUCCCCUCUGUGGCUCCUCGCCAGUCCAGCUCUCUGUCUGCUGAGUGCAGCAGAACCCUGCUGGUGUGUUUCCUGUGGGUGCUGAAGAAUGCAGAUGCAGCUCUCCUGGAGCGCUGGGUUUCUGAUUUGUCUGUACUGCAAAUCAACCGUUUGCUGGAUCUGUUUCAUCUCUCCGUCUCCUGCUUUGAAUACAAGGGGAAGAAGACUCUGGAGAGAAUCAACAGCCUGACAUUUAAAAAGUCUCAAGACAUGAAGGCCCGGCUGGAGGAAGCUAUCCUGGGUACAAUAGGAGCCCGCCAGGAGAUGGUUCGCCGCUGUAGAGAAAGAAGUCCUUAUGGCAGCCAGGAGAAUGUCAGGUGGAGAAAGAACGUCACUCACUGGAAACAAAAUACAGACAAAGUUGACAAGAGUAAGGCUGAGAUGGAGCAGGAGUCCGUGGUGGAUGGAAAUCUGGCUACUGAGGCCUCUCUGAUCAUCCUGGACACAUUGGAAAUUAUCGUAAAGACUGUGGUUGCAUCUGAGCUGAAAGAAAGCGUUUUAGGCGGGGUUCUGCGAGUUCUUCUCCACAGCAUGGCAGGCAACCAGAGCGCCCUCUUUCUGCAGCACUGCUUCACUACACAGAGGGCUCUUGUUUUUAAGUUCCCAGAGAUGCUCUUUGAGGAGGACACGGAGCUUUGUGCAGAUUUGUGCCUGCGUCUCCUCCGUCACUGCAGCAGCAGUGUUGGUCCAGUCAGAAGUCAUGCAUCGGCAUCUUUGUACCUGCUCAUGAGGCAGAACUUUGAGAUUGGAAAUAACUUUGCCCGAGUAAAGAUGCAGGUCACCAUGUCUCUGUCCUCGCUGGUGGGAAUGUCACAGAACUUCAACGAAGAGCAUCUUCGUCGAUCAUUAAAGACAAUUUUAACGUACGCUGAAGAAGACCUCGAGCUGCGAGACACACCGUUCCCAGAGCAGGUCCAGGAUCUGGUCUUCAACUUGCACAUGAUUCUGACUGACACUGUAAAGAUGAAAGAGCAUCAGCAGGAUCCGGAAAUGCUCAUCGACUUAAUGUACAGGAUUGCCAAAGGCUACCAGAACUCUCCUGACCUUCGUCUGACGUGGCUUCAGAACAUGGCAGGGAAACACUCUGAGAGAGGGAACCACGCCGAGGCGGCCCACUGUCUCGUUCACAGUGCAGCGCUGGUGGCAGAAUACCUCAACAUGCUGGAGGAUUGCCGCUACCUGCCGAUUGGCUGUGUCACAUUUCAGAAUAUUUCAUCUAAUAUAUUAGAGGAGUCAGCAGUAUCGGAUGACAUCUUGUCUCCUGAGGAGGAAGGCAUUUGUGCCGGGAAGUAUUUCAGUGAGUCUGGUCUGGUGGGCCUCCUGGAGCAAGCAGCUUCCUCCUUUAACAUGGCGGCGAUGUAUGAGGCUAUAAAUGAAGUCUACAAGAUCCUGACGCCCAUCCAUGAAGCCAACAGGGACUUUAAGAAGUUGUCAACUGUCCACGGAAAGCUGCAAGAUGCUUUCAACAAAGUCUACAGCCAAAGUUCAGGAUGGGAGAGAAUGUUUGGGACCUACUUCCGUGUUGGUUUUUAUGGGUGCCAGUUUGGAGACUUGGACGAGCAAGAGUUUGUCUACAAGGAGCCUUCAAUCACCAAAUUAGCUGAAAUCUCCCACAGGCUUGAGGAGUUCUACUCAGUCAAGUUUGGUGAUGAUGUAGUGGAAAUUAUCAAGGACUCCAACCCAGUGGAUAAAAGCAAACUGGAUCCUAAUAAGGCCUACCUCCAGAUCACUUAUGUUGAGCCUUUCUUCGACACGUACGAGCUAAAAGAAAGAAUCACCUACUUUGAUAAGAACUACAACCUGCGCACCUUCAUGUACUGCACUCCCUUCACUCUGGACGGCCGGGCCCACGGGGACCUGCAUGAGCAGUACAAACGCAAAACCAUCCUGACAACAUCUCAUGCCUUCCCGUACAUAAAGACCCGCAUCAAUGUCAUCCACAAGGAGGAGAUUAUUCUUGUCCCCAUGGAGGUGGCAAUUGAAGACAUGCAGAAGAAGACUCAGGAGCUUGCUUUUGCCACAACUCAAGAUCCUGCAGACCCUAAGAUGCUUCAGAUGGUGCUGCAGGGCUGUGUGGGCACUACUGUCAACCAGGGUCCCCUUGAGGUGGCGCAGGUCUUUCUCUCUGAGAUUCCUGAUAAUCCAAAGCUGUUCCGCCAUCACAACAAACUGCGCCUGUGCUUUAAAGACUUCACCAAGAGGUGUGAGGACGCCCUGCGGAAGAACAAAGCCCUGAUUGGACCAGACCAAAAGGAAUACCACAGAGAGCUGGAGAGGAACUACAAUAAGCUGAAAGAAGCUCUGGGUCCUCUCAUCAACCACAAGAUCCCCCAGCUGUACAGAACCCUGCCAGCUCCGACCACACAAACACAACGAAACUCCUACACCAGGUCGAGCCCCCGCUGAGGUGCAGAAAACUGGAAAACACAGGACAAGCUGUGGAAAUGAUCACAUCUCAUCCAUGUUCGCUGCCCCUCCCCCUCCACGGCACACCAGCUGUCUCUCACACUCGCACCAUCCUCUUCCUCGUUAUUUUACCCCUGCCCAGCCUCUCAGUCAAGCCUGAAUCCCGCCCAGUACCACCACUACCGCCACCACACACACUGCUAGUUGUCCAUCUCCCCCAUCACCACCAGUCUCACACCUCUGUUAGAAAAAAAAACAAUCUCAGCUGUUUAUACUGGGAGGUUAUCUGCUCUGUAAACAUUGUCAUUUGGCGUCAGGCCCUUCAGAUGCCAGAAAGCUUUCCAAAGUAAUCCACUCA
Molecule: messenger RNA, 6904 nt
Organism: Nematolebias whitei (Rio pearlfish)
Lineage: Eukaryota; Metazoa; Chordata; Actinopteri; Cyprinodontiformes; Rivulidae
Product: dedicator of cytokinesis protein 7
Exons: 50
Coding region: 205-6546 (2113 amino acids)
Biological process (GO): positive regulation of GTPase activity; small GTPase-mediated signal transduction
Cellular component (GO): cytosol
Molecular function (GO): guanyl-nucleotide exchange factor activity
Source: RefSeq, a predicted model, not a curated record